AUGGAGCUCAAGACUAUUCUCAUUCUCACCGCAAUCUACAUAGCUGUCCGCAUCUUCUUGAAGUCGCGCCAAUCGAGCUCAACCCCCAUCAUGUCGCACGGAAAAGUCCAAGAUAUUGACAACCAAGUCAUCUUCAAAGCCCUCGUCUCCUCCGGUCCCGUCGUCGUCGACUUCUAUGCGACUUGGUGUGGUCCUUGCAAGGCCGUUGCCCCCGUUGUUGGCAAGCUGAGCGAGCAGCAUGAGAAUGUACGUUUCCUCCAGGUGGACGUGGAUAAGCUGCAAAGUGUUGCGCGGGAACUAAGCGUGAAUGCCAUGCCCACCUUUGUGCUGUUCAAGGAUGGUCAGGAAGCGGGCCGUGUUGUUGGCGGCGACAUGAAGAAGCUGGAGGCUGAGAUCCAAAAGAUCUCGGCAUAG
Molecule: messenger RNA, 414 nt
Organism: Penicillium brevicompactum
Lineage: Eukaryota; Fungi; Ascomycota; Eurotiomycetes; Eurotiales; Aspergillaceae
Product: thioredoxin family protein
Exons: 3
Coding region: 1-414 (137 amino acids)
Source: RefSeq, a predicted model, not a curated record